Messenger RNA from Gossypium arboreum, 2609 nucleotides. RefSeq names its product pentatricopeptide repeat-containing protein At1g03560, mitochondrial. Bases 35 to 2002 code for a protein of 655 amino acids. The transcript has 2 exons. NCBI's taxonomy places the organism in Eukaryota, Viridiplantae, Streptophyta, Magnoliopsida, Malvales, Malvaceae. The record is from RefSeq and is a predicted model, not a curated record. Gene Ontology annotation, molecular function: protein binding.
CAGUUCCCUUGCAAAUCAGCACCGAAAAACCCUGAUGAGAAGAACCCUAGUGAAAUCCCCGAUUUUUUUCUCUAUCUCUCGUCUCCAAUCUCCACCUCUGUCUAGUCCCUAUAGAAAUGUUGACCCACUGCCAAAUUCUCCCAAACUGUCAUCCAACUCACUCUCUAUUUCUUUCUCCAGGUUCAUGUUUACUCCCAGUUAUGUUCCUCCUCCCGAGUGGAUAGAGCCCUUCAUUAAUCUCUCUGGUUUAUCCUCAACUAAUCCUCAAGACUUACAACCAUCUCCUUGGGUAAGCCAAAUUCUCAAUCUUUUAGAUGGUUCUUCUAACAUGGAAUCAAAUUUAGACUCUUUCUGCCACAAGUUCUUGAUCAGGUUGUCUCCGAAUUUUGUUUCUUUUGUUUUGUCGUCUGUCGAGAUUCAAAACAAACCCGAUGUUGCUUUGAGGUUCUUUACAUGGGCUGCUAAGCAAAAGAAAUAUACCCAUAAGCUGGAAUGUUAUGUCUCUUUAAUAAAUGUUUUAGCAUUAGCAAAUGAUUUGGUUAAAGUUAGAUAUUUGUUUGGUCAACUUAAGGAACUGGGGUUUGUAUUGACAAUGUCAUCUGCAAAUUCUUUGAUUAAGAACUUUGGGGAACUUGGGAUGGUUGAAGAGUUAUUGUGGGUGUGGCGAAGAAUGAAAGAGAAUGGAAUUGAACCUAGUUUAUAUACAUUUAAUUUUUUACUUAACGGAUUGGUUAAUUCAAUGUUUAUUGAAUCUGCAGAGCGGGUUUUUGAGGUAAUGGAGAAUGGUAAAAUUAGACCUGAUGUUGUGAGUUACAAUACCAUGAUUAAGGGAUACUGUAAGGCAGGAAAAACUCAGAAAGCAAUGGAAUUAUUACGAGUUAUGGAGUCGAUAAAUUUGGAGCCAGAUAAGAUUACUUAUAUGACAUUGAUGCAGGCAUGUUAUUCAGAGGGGAUCUUUGAUUCUUGUUUGGCUCUGUAUCAUGAAAUGGGGGAGAAAGGAUGUGAAGUUCCACCUCAUGCAUAUAGUUUAGUUGUUGGAGGACUCUGUAAAGAAGGGAAAUGCCUUGAAGGAUAUGUUGUUUUUGAGAAUAUGAUUCGGAAUGGGCUUAAAGCAAAUGUGGCAGUUUAUACAACUUUGAUAGAUGCAUUUGCAAAAUGUGGAAAGAUGGAAGAGGCACUAGAGCUAUUUGAGAGGAUGAAAACUGAUGGGCUUGAACCAGAUGAGGUUUCAUAUGGGGUCAUUGUUAAUGGUUUGUGUAAGAGUGGAAGAUUAGAUGAGGCUAUGGAGUAUCUCAGGUUUUGUCGUGCUAAUGAAGUGGCAGUCAAUGCCAUGUUUUAUUCGAGUCUCAUUGAUGGGUUGGGUAAGGCUGGUAGAGUAGAUGAAGCUCAGAAGCUUUUUGAAGAGAUGGUUGAGAAAGACUGCCCACGGGAUUCAUAUUGUUACAAUGCCCUUAUCGAUGCCCUUGCAAAGUGUGGGAGGGUCAAUGAAGCAUUAACGCUGUUUAACAGGAUGAAGGAUGAAGGAUGUGAUCAGACGGUUUAUACAUACACAAUUCUCAUAAGUGGACUGUUCAGGGAGCGUAAGAAUGAAGAGGCAAUGAAGCUCUGGGAUAUGAUGAUUGAUAAAGGUAUCACACCAACUGCAGCUUCUUUUAGGGCUCUCUCAAUUGGGCUUUGUCUAUCAGGCAAGGUAACAAGGGCCUGCAAGAUUUUGGAUGAUCUAGCACCUAUGGGUGUUAUUCCUGAGACAGCUUUUGAAGAUAUGAUCUAUGUGCUGUGCAAAGCAGGCCGUGUCAAGGAGGCCUGCAAGCUGGCUGACGGUAUCGUUGAUAGGGGUAGAGAAAUACCUGGAAGAAUCCGAACUGUUCUUAUCAAUGCCUUGAGAAAAGCAGGCAAUGCAAAUUUGGCCAUGAAGUUAAUGCAUAGUAAGAUUGGUAUAGGUUAUGAUCGAGUCGGUAGCAUUAAAAGGCGAGUGAAAUUCCGGAUUCUUCUCGAAAUUUGAAAGUUCUGUGCCUUUAUUCCUUACCAUAUAAUACCAUCUUAACUCGCAGACAUGAUCAUGAGAUAUGCUUCAUCCAUGCCCUUCUUGUAGAAAAGCAUCUGUAUAACCACCUGAAAUUUAUGCAAGAACUAUCCUUUGCUGGUUCACUCAUCCAGAUAGCAGAAAAUAACUUAUUCUGCCGGCUACCAGGAGCACCCAUCAUGUAAUCUCCGGGCAUGCAGACAAGGUCUCUGUAUCAAAAGACAUAUUAUCUCAGAAUAAAGAAAAAAUAGGAAUGCCAUCAAGGACCACAUAUAACACAAAUGAAGAUAUCACCUUACCCAAUUUGUAGUUGGUUCUCUUGUCUUCCUUUUAGAAUCUUCAAGAAAGGUUCAUUUUAAAUUUCAUUUGUAUUUAAAUUAAUGAGCUGAAAGGAUUUCAUUGACAUCCAUUAGCAUAUUUCAAUAGUAUAUGGGGCAUGUAUUAUACGUGAUUUUUACAGAACAAAUUAAUGAGCUGAAAGGAUAUAUUUCAAUUUUUAGUCUAUCAUGUUUUGUAUUAAGUUGAUUCUGAUUCUAGUACGUGAUUUUUACAAAAAAUUAAAUAUAUGAUAAUUUGUUUUUUUAAA